UGCUUGUUGCAGCUACACGUUGGGUUCUUGGUGCUCCUUUGUGGGGUUCUUUCUCGUGCAAGGCCACAAUUUCCACGCGGUCCAAAUUUCUUGCAGUUUGUUGUAAACGCUACGGAGUUGCCAUCAGAAGACUACUAUGACUACAUAAUUGUAGGAGGAGGCACUGCAGGGUGUCCGUUGGCAGCGACAUUAUCGCGAUCUUACCGAGUACUUGUACUGGAACGCGGUGGAGUUCCCUAUGGCAGACCAAACUUGAUGACCCAAGAAGGCUUCUUGACUACACUAAUGGAAACUGAUACAUUCGACUCUCCCGCCCAAGCUUUCACAUCUGAGGAUGGCAUCCCAAAUGCCAGAGGCCGCGUUCUUGGAGGCAGUAGUGUCAUUAAUGCCGGCUUUUAUAGCCGAGCUGAUGAAGAUUUUUAUCAGAAUUCGGGUUUCAAUUGGGAUCUUAGAGUUGUGAAUCAGUCUUAUCAGUGGGUUGAGGGAGCAAUUGUGUUUAGGCCUGAGUUAAGGAACUGGCAAUCUGCGGUUAGAGACAGCUUGUUGGAGGCUGGCAUUGAUCCCUAUAAUGGGUUCAAUUUGGAUCAUGUCGUGGGGACUAAGAUUGGUGGUUCCACUUUUGAUAGUCUAGGGAGAAGACAUAGUGCUGUUGAUCUUCUUAGUUAUGCCAAAGCUUCGAAUAUUAGAGUUGGCAUUUACGCAAGUGUUGAGAGGGUAUUGUUGGCAUCUUCUUCUACAAGUUCAGAGUCCAGACAGUCGGCAAUUGGCUUGGUUUAUCGUGACCAAAUGGGAGGAUAUCACCAUGCGAUGGUGAGGGAACACGGUGAGGUUAUACUCUGUGCUGGUGCCAUUGGAAGUCCUCAGUUGUUGCUGUUAAGUGGAAUCGGUCCACGUCCUUACCUCGCAUCAUGGGGAAUUCCAGUUGCUUAUCAUCAUCCCUAUGUGGGUGAAUACCUCUAUGAUAACCCCAGAAAUGGCAUCUCAAUUUUGCCUUCAGUUCCACUAGAACACUCAUUGAUACAAGUGGUUGGGAUAACUGAAAUGGGAGCUUAUAUUGAAGCAUCUUCCAAUGUGAUUCCUUUUGCAUCUUCUGGUUCCUCUGCUUUUGCAGCCACAUCAUCCUCACCCCUUUAUCUCACUGUGGCCACACUC
Molecule: messenger RNA, 1152 nt
Organism: Carica papaya (papaya)
Lineage: Eukaryota; Viridiplantae; Streptophyta; Magnoliopsida; Brassicales; Caricaceae
Source: RefSeq, a predicted model, not a curated record